UUUUCCCCCAUCAUGCACUGCGGCUUCACUCACAUCUCAUCGACCGCAUAGACAGUGUGUUUUUCCAAUGUUUCGAUAAAUUCCAACCGCAUUUUUUACCUUAAAGGCACCCGAAAUCGAAAUAAAAACCAUGUCAUCACCGAGUAGGAAUUCCAGUGGACCUACUCUGCGAAGAUCAAGACGAUUGAGUAAGGGAAAAGUGAACAGUUCUUUGUCGGCGACUGGCACAGCUCAACAACCCACAACAUCAAGAACAAAAACAAGUGGGAGCCCACAGGAUAGGAGUAGUCGGCCCUACAGCCUACGACGGAAAGCCUCGCCAAUCCCCCCACCAUGCGAAACCAUCAGUGUACAUCAGGGUAUUCUGGCCGGCUCUUCCUCCGGUACCACCUCCAUCACUGCAUCCACCGCGUCCAAAGCCAAGAGAGCACGGCUCACGCAUCACCAAGCUGCCCAGAGUGUUAACUUGUCUAAUCCCGAAGACAACUUUCUCCAGUAUCAUGUCCCGUCUGAAAUCCUGCUCAAGAUCUUCUCUUACCUCCUGGAGAAGGACUUGUGCAAUGUCCUGUGCGUCUGCAAACGCUUCAACACGUUAGCGGGGGACCCUACAGUAUGGAAAAAGAUGUACCAGUCAGUCUAUGAGAUGUCCCUGCCUGUACUGCGUCCCUCACCCACCAGGUUUAAGUUUGUACAACCAGACAAGGUCGAUUCCCCUAACAUUUGGAAGGAGAGCUUCAAAACACUAUACAAUGCAGUUCACGUCAAGCCGGGCCACGCGCGCCGCGUCUACGACAACAUGGAAAUGUACAAAGGCAGGGAAAUCCAGUAUUACGACACGAUAGAGGAGGCUCUGUCAUCCGUGGAGGGUAACGAUUACCCACUCAUCCUACUACACGCUGGGGUGUACAGUGGGGAGUGGCUGUACAUCGACACACCCGUCUGCAUACUUGGUGCUGCGCCUGGACAUAUUCCGGACAGCGUCAUCGUAGAAAACUUCAAGGAGUCCACAUUUGUUUUCUUUGAGGGCUGUGAGGAUGCCUACUUAGGACAUAUCAGCAUUAGGUUUAACCCUGACCACCAGUCCAACACACCCCACCACAAGCACUCCUGCGUGGAGGUGGGCUCCUGCUGCUCCCCCAUCAUCGAUAGCUGCAACAUCCGCAGUCGCUCACAAGGUAGAGCAAGGGUGGGUGCAGCCGUUAGUGUCAGUGGCAAGAACGCAGCGCCCACCGUCAAGAAUUGUGUCAUCAGUGACUGUGAGAACGUAGGACUGUUCAUCAAUGACCACGCCCAGGGUCACUUUAUGGACUGUGAAAUCAGCGGCAACGCCCUAGCCGGUAUCUGGGUCAAGAACCAUGCCAAUCCCCUCAUCAGACGGUGUCAUAUUCACCACGGUAGGGACGUGGGCGUCUUCACUUUUGACAAUGGCAUGGGUCAUUUUGACAGAUGCGACAUCCAUCAUAACCGGAUAGCAGGCUUUGAGGUCAAGGCAGGAGCCAACCCUACGGUGGUGCACUGUGAGAUCCAUCAUGGCCAGACGGGAGGCAUCUACGUCCACGAGAACGGCAGGGGGGAGUUCCUGGAGAACAAAAUCCACUCAAAUACCUUCGCCGGUGUCUGGGUGACGUCAAACAGUGAUCCCACAAUCAGGGGCAACGAGAUUUUCAAUGGGCAUCAGGGUGGGGUGUACAUAUUUGGGGAGGGGCGGGGUUUGAUAGAGAACAACGACAUCCACAGUAACGCGCUGGCCGGCAUCCAAAUCCGAACCAACAGUAAUCCCAUCAUCAGGGGCAACCGCAUUCACGACGGCCAACACGGCGGUAUUUAUGUGCAUGAAAAGGGUAAAGGGCUGAUCAUAGAGAAUGAAGUAUACAGCAACACGCUGGCCGGAGUCUGGGUGACAACAGGUAGCUGUCCAGAGCUCAGGAGGAAUAGAAUACACAGCGGCAAACAGGUGGGAGUGUACUUCUAUGACAAUGGCCACGGCACGUUGGAGGACAAUGACAUCUUCAAUCACAUGUACUCUGGGGUGCAGAUCAGGACAGGCAGUGACCCUAUCAUCAGACGCAACAAGAUCUGGGGCGGGCAGAACGGCGGAAUCCUGGUCUACAACGGAGGUCUCGGUGUACUGGAGUACAAUGAGAUAUUUGACAACGCCAUGGCGGGUGUCUGGAUCAAGACCGACAGCAACCCUCACCUACGAUACAACAAGAUACAUGACGGCAGAGAUGGGGGAAUCUGUAUCUUCAAUGGAGGAAGGGGCUUACUGGAAGAGAACGAGAUCUUCCGUAACACCCAGGCGGGCGUCCUGAUCAGUUCCCAGAGCCACCCUAAGCUCAAGCGGAAUAAGAUCUACGACGGCCUGGCAGCGGGUAUAGAGAUCACUAACAACGCCACGGCUUACCUAGAGGGAAAUCACGUCUUCAAUAACAAGUUUGCUGGCAUCUGCCUGGCUACGGGGGUCAACCCGGAAAUGAAAGAUAACAAGGUGCAUGGUAAUAAGAAUGCCAUAGAGAAGGCAGUCAAGUGUGGCCGCUGCCUCUACAAGAUCUCCAGCUAUACCAGCUACCCUAUGCACGACUUCUACAGGUGCAAAACAUGCAACACAACGGACCGCAACGCCAUCUGUGUCAACUGCAUCAGGCGGUGCCAUUCAGGCCAUGAUGUAGAGUUUGUCACGCACGACAGGUUUUUCUGCGAUUGUGGCGCCGGUACCCUGUCCCUCCAAUGCCAACUUGCUGGGGAACCCACCAAGGACACCGACACGCUGUACGACUCGGCGGCACCCAUCGAGUCGCACACCCUAAUGGUCAACUAGCGACGAUUUCCCCGUUAACCCUCUUCCCCAACUACUACCUGCCUUUUCCAACCCCACCCCAAACACUUCCACCGCAUCGUUUCAUCGGUUCAACAGUCGGCAUACACAUUCACAAGUACUGUAUGGUAGAGACAACAGAAAAAUAUCAUUGCUGUACCAGUUUUCUUGCAAUAUGGAAUCUUAUUUGCGAAACCCUGUAAAACUUCACCAUUAUUUCACUCCUUUUGUACUCAUUCACCGUUUUUGCAUGAGUUGACAUCUUUCGAACCUUAAACGCCGGCACACACAAUCCAUAAGGGCACUAGACCAAAAAAGGGCGCCGUUUUCUUAAAACUACUCGGCACACAAAGUACGUUUCAAAAUGUUGAGGUUUUGCUGAGCAAAACCAAGCGUGCAUUGAAAAGCCCAUUUUGUGUUUGUGUUCUGUGCGUGAACUGUUCCAAGCAUUUUUUCAGGGUGCUAUGGGGAGUCCGACCCUGUAUGUAUAAUCAAUGGCCGCCUAGUUACAGCCUCCACAGGAUGGACGCGUUGUCACAGCUUUGCCAUUCACGCCUGAAUGCUGCCGCGGGAAAUGAUCUUCAUAAGCCAAAAAGCACAGUCACUCAUUUUGAGUCAGUGGAGACGUAGUGCAUGAACAAGUAAUGGUGGCCAAGUUAUGGUGCGCAUUGUCACUGCUCAUAUACCACUCAUGGUGCUGUCAUGGGUACGGUGGAAAAAAAUUGGACAAGUCUUGCGUUAUUUGCAUCGCUGUUGUCGGUGGAAUGCAUCAAAAGCUGUCGACCACAUCACCAUCGUCAUUUUUUUUCCCAGAGUCAAUCUAUACGAUAUGUUUCUGAUGUGAGUAGGCCCAUGCACAAGUCAACAGUGUACAAGAUAGGUUGUUGGCUUUACUCGGCUGCAAGCCAUGCCUCCUCAAAAGUCAAAUCGAUAAGGCAGCGAAAAACCUUGAGGACUUGCGUACGGGUUGCCGUUUAGAGGUGAAGACAUUGGGAAAGUGGGCAUUACGUUUGGAGAUUGUUCAAUCUAUUCUGUUGCCUGACUCCUCUGUGGUCGCAGAAGACUUACUGAUAACCGAGACGCUAAGAAAUGGGGUCAGGUGACAUGGUCAGGUGACAUGGUCAGGUGACAUGGUCAGGUGACAUGGUCAGGUGACAUCACGGAGUAAUGGUAGCAUAAUCGUCAGAAUGUCAAACUUGAUGCGUUUUGCUGCAGUACGACAAAUACUUCAAUCGCCGCGUGGGCUUCGCAGCAUAGAUAUGUAUUUAUUAUUUAACGAUCACUGGGUUCUGAUUGAGAUAUUGGGUACAACAGAAAAUGGUUCAUCCAUUCUGGUAAGAAAAAAAAUGCUCCAGUCAAUAUCUUUGUUCAACUUUAAAAAAAAAAAAUCAUAAUGCACCUAGUCAGUUUUCCCUUUUGCGGCUCAUUUGAAAGCUAAUGAGAGUGAUGACGAACUGAAUGGGUUGUUUUGUCUCCCAGUUUAAAAGGUCGAGUAAAGGAGAGAAGAUCAAGUUCUGUGGUGGCAGAGUUCAGCUCACUUUGUGGGAAACUUUGGCAGAAAUUGAAAUUUUCCAGCCAAAAGAGAUGUAUUUUUGUCAUUAAUAUUUAUUAUUAAAUCUGACUUAUCAAAAAAAACGACAAAAAUGAACAGCAUUUUUCCUUUUUCUUUUUUCAUUGAUGAAUUCCAAUUAUCUUAUUGGACAUCCGUGGUCUUAAGUAUUAAAAAAAAAUUAUCAAAUUAAAUAUCAAAUUACGAUUUUGAUUUACCCUUUGAUCAAAUUGACGAUUGAUUGCGAGGAGAAUGAUUUGAAAUUAAGCACGGGGACAUAACAAUAACAUGCCUAAAAGCAAUUUUUUUUUUUCUUCUCUAAAUGUGCUUCCUGGACGGCUUAAAAUGUUCGUGUUUGGUUGUAGAGUUUUUAUAAGGUUCAUCUCAUAACCAAAUCAACUCAUUUUUUUACACGUAGAUGUGACUUAGUUAUGUGUUUUUGGUUUGUUUUUGUCACCACAAAUUUGCAGUAUUUCUAAGUGCCAUGCCUUUGCCCCUUGGCGGUUAAAUUGUAAAACAGUCGUAGCGGUCCACAAAGUAGUGUUCAUUGUUUUUACAUUUGAGUGUCAUUUGUCAUUAUGUUUUCAUUUGUUCAACCAUGGAUCCUCUAUACAAGGAUAAACGACUUCCCCAAAUAUCUGGUUACAUGCGCGAUACGUCCCUUGCGCGUUGUGCGUGCGCAUAUGUGAGACUCGGUGCGCAACUGCAGGUGAAUUUCUGACGGGUUUCAAUGAGAUUUCGUGUAGGCCGGCGCCAGCUGUCGGGGAGUCAUGGCGUGCGCGCAUUAUUGUAUAUGUUCUAUUCUUUGUUCUGUGCGCGGACGCGUAGUAUCACGCAUGUAGACAAUCCAUUCCAUGCAUUUUGUACACAAGCUCAGAUGAGUCGUUUAAUCCUUGCGUAGAAGAUCCGUGGUUCAACUAAGUACAAGACUGACGCUAUCCAAACUACAAGUGUUUUUAAGACUUUUAUACAAACUGAUGUCCAAAAAAAUGUCCUUCACAAACACAAAAUUUAAUUUUGGGAUGAAAAAACCAAAAUGGCGUCCCCCCAUUAGUCUUGCACCAAAUAUCACCUUGUAUUUUUCAAAGGAAUUUGCAUUCAUUUUGGUUCAGUUUUCCCUGCACCUGACUCUAAAGGCCAAGUAAUUAAAAAAAAAAAAAUAUAGAAAAAAAAAUGAAAAUUUCAAUUGCAAUUUGUUACAAUAAAAACACAAAAAGGUUUUUGCAGACAUAUGCACUGGUGCUGUAGGAUUACUAACAACUGCAACGGGCAGGGUUUUUUUCCCCCUUGUUUAUUUGUUGUUAGGGUAGCUUUUGAUUUUUAUUUAUUAGUGAUGUAAGUUUGAACACGUAGCAGUAAAAAAAAAAAGUGUCACACGUUACUCUCCACAUUUUGUACUUAAAACAUGUAAUGUUUCCGAAGGGUUGAGAUAUUAUCUUCUUUUUUUUUAUGACACCAAAAGAUUGAAAUAAAUUCAAGGCAUUCUUGCACCUAA
Messenger RNA from Patiria miniata (bat star), 5859 nucleotides. It is a transcript of the gene fbxo11, whose product is annotated as F-box only protein 11-like. Bases 131 to 2818 code for a protein of 895 amino acids. The record is from RefSeq and is a predicted model, not a curated record. Gene Ontology annotation, molecular function: zinc ion binding; protein binding. Lineage: Eukaryota; Metazoa; Echinodermata; Asteroidea; Valvatida; Asterinidae. The transcript has 19 exons. Gene Ontology annotation, biological process: protein ubiquitination; regulation of apoptotic process; ubiquitin-dependent protein catabolic process.